AUGGCGCAGAAUGUCCUGUCUGAAUAUUAUGGCCAACAAUACCAGCAGUCCAUGGACCCGAGCCGGUCUAUGGACACAUUCAUGCAACAGGACCUGGUGCCAGACAUGGUGCCAGGCAUGGUAGACACCACGAUGGUCGGUGAAGAAGGCCAAACAUUGGAUCAGAUCAUCAGCCAGAACGAAUUAGAAUUGCAGAGGCGACGGUCAACGUUGAACUCAGCAUAUCAACCGAAUGGGGACGAGGAAGCAGAUGCACAGCGGUCAUCGAUGCUCGACUUCGCCUCGUCCAAACAUCCUGACCGGCCGAAUUUUCAGUUUGAUCCAAGUCCACCUCACCCUGCUAUGUCAGGUCCGCUGGCCGAGACCGGGCAGUCUCAGAAGACGUCAGAUCCCCGAAAGUUAAGAUCGCGAGAAAGUCUAGCUCUCGAUACACGCUUCAACCGCAUGAACCCUGCUUUUGGCAGUAUUUCCAGCUACUCUCCAGCCAUGAUGAGUAGCACCCCUCUCGAUCUCGAUCACUCGGCCCAGUUUCUCUCCAACAUGGAGAUUCCCAUGGGCUUCGAUGGUGUCAGCGGUGAUCGACCUGCCAUGAAUGUCCAACCGCAGAUAGAACAGCAGCCACAACAAGCCAUAUUCCCUGCUUCUCCCACGCAUCAAACCUUUUCACCAAUGUUCCAGAACAUGGGCCAAGACUCCCCUGCAGGUCGUGGUGCAUCUAUGGACCAAUCAUUGAUGGACAGAGUCUCGCGCAUGAGGAUGCCAGAUGCUAUACAAAACAUACCUGUAAUGAAAACCCAGGGCACAGAGCCACGCAGUAUCAUGCCAACAACCAGAGGAUCUGGCAUAUCGGCAAUGGCGUCACCCGCACAUCCGCCACCAUCGACCGCACCUCCAAACGUCAAUGCGCGCAUCAGGAGUCCAUACGGCAACGGCAUAUCUAACGGCGCUGCGAAUGAGGUCGCAGAUCACGGUCUAGGAAAACCUCCGCAGCCUCAAUUCGUUAACAUUUACUCCGCCAGCGGUUUCGACAUGUUGGGUGUUUUGAUGCGAGUCGCGGCAAGACCAAAACCGGAGAUCAACAUCGGACCAGUGGAUUUGUCCUGUGCAUUCGUGGUGUGCGAUAUCAGUCUACCCGACAUGCCGAUCGUAUAUUGCUCAGACGUGUUUGAACGGCUUACGGCCUAUUCGAAUCAGGAGAUUGUUGGGCGGAAUUGUCGAUUUCUUCAAGCUCCAGAUGGGAAAGUACAGCCUGGAGUGCGACGAAAGUAUGUCGAUGACAACUCUGUGCUAUCGCUGAAACAGAAGAUUAGCAGAAGAGAAGAAAUCCAGCUCAGCCUUAUCAACUACCGGAAGGGAGGGCAGCCUUUCAUGAACUUGUUGACUAUGAUACCUGUAGCAUGGGAUACUAGGGAGUACAAGUAUUAUGUAGGAUUCCAGGUGGAUUUGGUGGAACAACCAAACUCUGUGGCAGGGAAGAAUCCAGAUGGCACAUACGCGAUCAAUUAUCAACGGAAUCAACUACCACCUUAUGUCUUGAAGACACCAGAUACGAACACGUUACAGGGUGACAUUGGUCAGACGAUUGGACGUGAUGAGGUCUCGGCUGUACUCAGCACGAUUGGUUCGGGCGAAUCGGAGCUCUCGAAACGAAUCUGGGACAAGGUCCUUCUUGAGAAUACUGACGACGUAGUGCAUGUUCUGUCGCUCAAAGGACUUUUCUUGUACCUCUCUCCGGCCAGUCGCAAAGUCCUGGAAUACGAUGCGAGUGAGCUGGUGGGCACAGCCUUGUCGUCUGUUUGCCAUCCCAGCGAUAUCGUACCGGUGACACGUGAAUUGAAAGACACCUCGAGUGGUGCCAGCGUCAAUGUCGUGUUCCGCAUCCGCAGGAAGCAUAGUGGUUACACCUGGUUCGAGAGUCAUGGUUGUCUGCACACGGAACAAGGUAAAGGCCGAAAAUGUAUCAUUAUGGUGGGUAGAGAAAGACCAGUGUAUGCGACCAGCAGGACUGAAGUCACUGCGAACGGAGGAAUCGGUGACAGCGAAUUAUGGAGCAAGAUGUCCACUUCGGGCAUGUUCCUUUUCGUGUCUACGAAUUGCCGGGCGCUCCUCGACCGUUCACCGGCCGAAUUGGUUGGGACCAGCAUCCAGGCAAUGAUGCGAGCAGAGGCCAAAAAGGAAUUUACUCGUGUGCUAGAGCUUGCACGAACAGGAAAGAAGUCCACCACCUUCAAACAUGAGAUGCAAAAUCGAAGAGGACAAGUGCUGCAGGCACAAACCACCAUCUAUCCCGGAGAUGCUGAAGAAGGCAGCAAGCCAACUUUUCUGGUCGCUCAAACUCGAUUCCUGAAAAUGUCCCGAUCCACCCUUCCGACGUCGCGGCCAAGUAUUGCUCCUUCACCACGAACCGACCAGGCCUCGGUUGGUUCCACCACCUCGUCAACCAACGUGACCCCACCGCCCACCACCACCACCGCACACACACCAUCUCGACCACCCAUCACACCUCAGUCAUCCCAAACACCAUUACAGACCCCCGGUUUUGACAGCGGCGUCACUUCUCAAACCAGCGCUGGCCUCUGUAUCGGGAACCAAGCCGAGGCUCUGGCAUCCGACGACAACAUUUUCGACGAACUAAAAACCACCCGAAGCACCAGCUGGCAAUUCGAGCUACGUCAGAUGGAAAAGCAAAAUCGGAUCCUCAUCGAAGAACUGCAGGGCCUACUGAGCCGAAGAAAGAAGAGGAAGAGGAGGAAAGGAUUUGGGCAGAUGGAGAAGGACUGCGCGAAUUGUCAUACCAGAGUUACCCCGGAGUGGAGAAGAGGCCCGAGCGGACGGCGUGACCUGUGUAACAGCUGUGGGCUGAGGUGGGCGAAACAGAGCGGUCGUGUCUCACCCCGCAAGACGUCAGGAGAUCAGGGUGAAAAGUCGUCAAACUCUCCUCUUCGCACCUCGCCGCCAGAAGCUGGAUUGAAGUCGCCUCACCAUCAUCAACAACAACAACAACAACCACAACAACCACCAGCUGCGGGCGGAGGAUCAACUACAAUGCAUGCGCUGAAGAAGAUGCCGAAACUCGAACCAGCAACGUCCGGGGGAAGCUUACCCCCCAGGAUCGAUGAAGGCACGGAACCACCACAUAGUGAUAUCUUACCGACUUGA
Molecule: messenger RNA, 3159 nt
Organism: Endocarpon pusillum Z07020
Lineage: Eukaryota; Fungi; Ascomycota; Eurotiomycetes; Verrucariales; Verrucariaceae
Exons: 5
Coding region: 1-3159 (1052 amino acids)
Biological process (GO): regulation of DNA-templated transcription
Cellular component (GO): nucleus
Molecular function (GO): sequence-specific DNA binding; protein binding; zinc ion binding
Source: RefSeq, a predicted model, not a curated record